AUGGAUCAUCAACAACCAUACUCAUCCGACGGAGAAUACUCCUCUAGUAGCAACAACAACUCUUCCAAUAAUAAUACAACUCCAACAAAAUCGAAAGCGGGAGAAUUUGGCAGACCUCUCAUUCCCUUUUUCAUUGAUGGAACCAACAACAAUGGAACUACACCAACAGGUGGAUACUCCGUAAACGAAGAUUUAUUUCUAACAGACGAACAGGCACAACAACAACAACGCGUUUUUGUUCCAAAAGGAGAGAAAUCAAUUCGAGUGCGAGAAUUUAAAGAUGGCUACUUUGAAUACAAAGAUCUUUCUUUGGACACGGUCAAAGACAAAUUAACAUUUGAUGCUAGGAAUUCGUCAUCAUCAUCCUCCAUUAACAACAAUAAUAAUUCCUCUUCUUCUUCUCAGCAACCAAAUUUCUUUGCUCAACACGUUACAUCACCUCCACAGUCAGACAAAUCAGCAGCAUCAGAUAAUGGCCUUGGAAAAAAGUCAAGAACCUCCACGAAGGAUCAUUUUGCUAAUUACGAAAGAAUGGUUGUUCCCUAUCAGCACUAUAACACCACAACAAAAUCGAACGACAACAGCAGUGGAGACGAAAAUAUGGCACCUGAAAAAUCCAAUAACCGUGACAAUAAGCCUUCAUCUCAUCUAAAUGGUGAAAAUAUUGGAGAAGACGAUGAAAACCAAAGAGAUAAAAAGAAAAAGAAGAAGGUCAUGGUUCCUGUCAAUGUUCAAAAACAGAGCAUUUCAAAUAGUAGUAAUAGCAAUAGUGGAAAUUCAGGAUCGAGCACUGCUCUGAGAUCUGUAUUGAAGAAAAGCCCCUCAUCAGCACGUGCCUCAUCUUCAAACGAUACCAAUAUCAGUACGAACAAGUCAUCUGUGUCAACAUCUUCAAAUGCCUUUCCUCAAUCCUCAUCUACGGUCAGUAAGGCAUCACCAAGUACCAAAAUCAUUUCCAAUGUAAAUUCUUCCACAAACGUAGAUUGCACCAAAUCAACCUCAGGCGCUACUUAUACUUUACUUACUCCAUCCUAUUUUAACACCUCAGAACGAAAAAGAGUUUCAAUUUAUUCUCCAUCAGAGGGACUUUUGAAGCCUACUUGGUUUCCUUCUUGGCGUUAUUUUGACAUGGCAUAUUUGGAGAGCACUGUUCUUAAAGAUUUGGAAGAAAAGAAAUUGCAAACACCUCCCCAUACUUCUUUGAAACCUUUGAAACACAACACACCCAAUGCCCCAAUGCCAUCAAGCCCUCCGUUCCACCACAGUAUGCCCCAACUUGGUACAUCUGCAUCUUCUACAUCCUUAACUGAAGAGGAAUUACUUUCGAGUUUAAUCAACGACGGAUCUGUUAUCAAACUUGAUCCUAUGGACAAUUCAGCAAAGAAAGGAUCAGCUUCAGACAAGAAGUUUGCUGGUGGUUCUUGGUCCAACUCGCCACAUCCAAGCAAGCUUCCAAAACCUCUUUUCAAUCAUUGA
This is a messenger RNA of Naegleria lovaniensis, 1476 nucleotides long. RefSeq lists its product as uncharacterized. Bases 1 to 1476 code for a protein of 491 amino acids. The record is from RefSeq and is a predicted model, not a curated record. Lineage: Eukaryota; Heterolobosea; Eutetramitea; Acrasida; Naegleriidae. The transcript has a single exon.